Messenger RNA from Onychostoma macrolepis, 480 nucleotides. RefSeq names its product calcitonin gene-related peptide 2. The transcript is spliced from 3 exons. Gene Ontology annotation, cellular component: extracellular region. Bases 1 to 390 code for a protein of 129 amino acids. The record is from RefSeq and is a predicted model, not a curated record. Gene Ontology annotation, molecular function: hormone activity. NCBI's taxonomy places the organism in Eukaryota, Metazoa, Chordata, Actinopteri, Cypriniformes, Cyprinidae.
AUGUAUCAUCUGAAACUGCCCUCACAGAUCCUGAUCUUCCUUGUGAUGCUGCAAUGCGUUGCCACAUUCCCUUACAACAGGUACUCCCUUUCCUCCAACGAAAAGCCGGAUGACUCUCAAGAGGUCGAUGGAUGGCUGGUUACAGAUCUAUCUGACAAUCCAUUUGUGAGUUUUACAAGGUCACGGCCUCCAAGGGGCCUCACUGCAGUGAACAGUCAUCACAUGGAAAAGCGGAAGUGUAACACAGCCACCUGCGUGACUCAGAGAUUAGCAGACUUUCUCAUCCGAUCCAGCAACACCAUCGGCACCGUCUACGCGCCGACCAACGUAGGAGCCAACACUUAUGGGAAGAGAGACUUGCUGCAGUCGCCCAUUUAUCUGCCCCUAUAGUUCAAAUGCAAACACAGUGGAAAAUACAGUCAAAUAAAUGUAAUAUGUAUAAUAAUGAUGGAAAUUAUUCUUUGUUUGUUAACGUUUGUU